Cryptotermes secundus is the source of this 3647-nucleotide messenger RNA. Its product is annotated as exosome complex exonuclease RRP44-like. The record is from RefSeq and is a predicted model, not a curated record. The transcript has 8 exons. NCBI's taxonomy places the organism in Eukaryota, Metazoa, Arthropoda, Insecta, Blattodea, Kalotermitidae. Bases 1725 to 2237 code for a protein of 170 amino acids.
GGGGAGAAGGGGACACGAAUAUACACACAAUUCUACGAAGGCCCGAAAUGGGGCUACGAUCUGACGGCCCAAGCGAUUUGGGAGGAACAAGCACGACAUCUAUUGAGCACAUUACUCAAGUAGAAGGAAUUUCCAUGGAAAGGUAAGCUAAGACUGACAAGGUAAGAAUGCAAAGGUAAUGUUGCAGUAAUUAAUUAAACGCUAUGCCCUGAAGACGUAUGGGCACUGGAUGCUAGUUGUUGCCUUCACUCCUCGGCCGCUUUGCGUGAGGAUAAACUGUCUCCGCUACCCAUUGUAUUGGGGGCUGCGUGGUUUUCAGAGCCGGUCUAGAUGUUAUGGAGAAGAGAAAACUUUCUUGCACCUACCAGGACGUGAACCCCAGUUCCUCGGUCGUCAAGCCUGCAGCUCAGUCGCUAUGCCAACUGAGCUAUCUGGCUUACCAUGAGGCAAAGUCCUAUAUCAACUUCUUGCAAACAAAUUAGGAAUUAAUCAAAAUACAUUCCGUAAAAUUGAGGCGGAAAAUGUUCAUCCAAAAAUGAAAAACUAAUUUUAUGGAGUGUUGUGUUUGGGUGUGAAAGUUGGACUGCAUUUGAAGGAAAGGACAGAAAUCGAAAUCGUUUGAAAACAAAGUACUGAGGAAAUCUGAGGGUGGAAAUAUGGGCUGAUGAUGACUCUUAUGAAUAUAUUAAUGAUUCUUCAGGCUCUCUGGCAGACAGGGUAUUUCUUGAUUAGCUGACAACUGCUGUCUUGUCUAGGUGGACUCAGCUGUGUGAAUUAGUGACUAUAUAUAAAGUAAUGUUUUGUUAGCUUAUUUAAAAUACAUAAAUCACUGAAUAUGUCAAUAUUCAUGCUCCUCAGACAAAGCUAUAACAGUUCUGUUACUAAAAAGGUGACUAUGGAUUGGAUGAUGGUGAUCAGUUGCUAGCAGAGGUGGGCGUCCAUAUUGCUGAUGUGAGUCACUUCAUUAGGCCUGGCACAGCAAUAGACAAAGAGGCCACACUCAGAGCAACAACUGUAUAUUUGGUGGACAAGAAGAUUGACAUGGUACCAGAGUUGCUGAGUUCAAAUCUGUGCUCUUUGCGUGGAAAUGAAGAGAGAUUUGCUUUCUCCUGUAUUUGGGAAUUGACCCAUGAAACUGAAAUUGUUAGUACACGUUUGUGAAAGAGCAUCAUUCAGUCACAACAGGCCUUGACAUAGGAGGAAGCCCAAAUGAAGAUAGAUGAUUUAACACAGAAUGACACUUUAUCAAAAUCGAUCAGAGGACUGAAUUCUCUUGCAAAUAUCUUAAAGAAGAGGAGAAUUGAAAAUGGAGCUUUGGUGUUGGCUUUGCCAGAAAUCCAUUUCCAAGUUGACAGUGAAAGCAGGAUCCAAUUUAAGUGGAAGCAAAGAAGUUGCAUGAAACCAAUUCAAUGGUAGAAGAAUUUAUGUUAUUGGCCAACAUAUAUGUGGCCAUUAAAAUACUGGAGGACUUCCCAGAGUGUGCCAUGCUACGGCGUCAUCCAAAGCUUCCAGUAUCAAAUUUUGAGCCUUUCAUUAAGGCAGGAAGGAAUUUGGGUUUUGAAAUCAAUAUCGAAUCAGGAAAGGCUCUUGCAAUUCCCUUGAUAAUGCUGUGAGACCAGACAGUGUAUACUUCAACACUAUGCUAUGUAUUUUAGCAACCCACUGCAUGAUGCAAGCUGUAUAUUUUGCAAGUGUAAUGGUGCAGAGGGACGAAUUUUUCCACUAUGGUCUUGCUGCUCCAGUCUACACGCACUUCACCUCACCUAUCAGAAGAUAUUAUUGUUCAUCAUUUGCUGGCUGUGAGUAUUGGCACAGAUGUCACAUAUCCUGAACUCCUGGACAAGAGGAAGUCUCAGGGUUUGUGUCACACCCUCAACUACAGGAAUCCCAUGGCACAGUAUCCAGGUCAGGCAUCUGUUGCUCUCCAUACACAUAAACAAACCCAGAAGUGUGGUGAUGUAAUUUUUCUGCCGUUUGAUCCAGUUACUGUACAGCUCAGUUUAGAUAGAAGUAACGUGCAACAUGAGAAAAUAGUCCUGAAAUUAGUUCACCCUCAGAUCCCAGGGUUUAGUGUUCCCUCACUGAGCUCAGUGAAGCGGAAGGAAAGUGACAAAAUCUACAAGAGGAAAUGGAAAUAUCAGAAGUAUCAGUGUCACCACCCAUUGAAAAGAAAUCCACAAAGAAGCAGAAAGUUAAGUGAUGUUGUGAGCUCUCAUGGAGACCUGUUGCAUGGAUGAGCUGGUAAUGUAUUUUUAUGAUAAUGAAAUUAGUGUGUGUUCAUUCAGACGGCUGUCUCUCAAGAGAAAAGCAUAUGUCACUGUUCUUUUUUAAUUUGUGCAUUCAGUAUUUCUGGAAACUCACCGUCAACAGCUUUGUUCCCCAUGUUGCAAAAAAUAAAGUUUGAUUAUUAAAAGUUUAAUUUUUUAAGUUACUACAGAAUGUGAUUUAUAUGAAACCUGAAUCACACUGAUUUAUAAUCAUCCUGUAUUAGAUUUCAGUUAGUGUGAUUUGUUGCUCAAAAUACACAUAUGAAUAUAUACAUCCCCCCCGCCUUCCCCCCUUCUCUGUGACAUGUGUUUUAUGUUUCAUGUGAAGAUAAUUCUGGGCACUCUGUGUCUGAUGUUAUAAGUUCACUUAAGCUCGUUACUUUGUGUAAUACAUGUUCGUACAAAUACACAUUUUGUCUUUUAUUUUCUGAUGUACAUUUAAUUCUGUGUGCAGUUUAGAUAAGGUUAUUAAGAACACAUUUUUGAGACAACUGUGGAUCUUACUACAAAUUCAAUUUUGUUGACAAGGUAUAAACUUUUUUCUUAUAUGGUUUAGUAGAUGUUUCAGUGAAUAUACAGGUGGAGAGAUUAACUGAGGGAAAAUGGAAAACAGAUCUGGGAAAUCAGAUAAGAGAAGGAGCACUUUUGGGAAAACAGAGAAGAAUAGAAAAGGAUUGCUGUAAGAUGACUCACCCUGGUGGAAACAUCGGUGGAUGGUAGUGGUAGUGAAGUGUCAGAUACCAUUCUUCUCACAUCACAGUUAUUUCUCCAGACUCCUUUAUUUCUUCUGAUAAUCUUUCCUGCAGUGGGAAUGUGUUGUAUGGAGAAGUACAGUGAAUUGAAAAGGAGAAUGAAAAAUAUGCAGACAAGGCAACACAACCAAAAUUAGAAAUCAAAAACGCAUUCCAUUAACCAAGAGAUGUUUACAUAGCUCAUAUAUUUAUUUUAACAACAGACAUACAAUUGUAAUAUAUAGAUUACAAUAAACAGAGAUUAAACUAAUGUACAGAUAGCAAGAAGUGUACCCUGAGUGCACAUUUUCUGUUGUGGAUCUCUUCACUGUAGUAGUGACAGUGUUGUAAAUAUUACACGUUUUCAACUUGGGCAAUGAAGAAAAACAUCUCCCUUCCUUUCAUUUUACUUCACGCAGCUGAACUACAAGAAGCCCCUGAUGGAAAGUACUUGAUUAAUACUUCAUUCAGGUAGCCACUUUAAUAUUGACUGUUCCAGCAGGCUAAAUGGAAGUUUGCAUGUGUAGCAAGUUUUAGUUCCAGCACCCAACCCAACAUCGCUGCGGAUCUGUUGCUGUUUUAGCAUAGCCUAGUUUCUGGAGGACUGCUUUGAUUUCUUUGUACACUGUGGGAUCCUCAAUUGUUCCUG